CAGCAAAUCAAGCAUCCUCAUCACCUACUGCAAAAACUUUUUCAAAAUUCAAACAAUCUCUUUUCCUUUAUUCUUUCUUCUUCCUCGAUCCAAUCAUAUUAUACAGCAUAAAAGCGUAGCCAUGUCAUGGUUGGCUCGUUCCAUAGCCAACACUCUCCGUCUCGACGACGACGACGAAGAUGAAGAAGAAUUCAAACACAAUUAUCAAAACGACGUCGUAAUACGUGCUGCCAACUCAUCCACUACUUCUCACGCCGUUGACGAAGAAGACUCCUCCAUCUACGAAGAAAUCGAUUUGGAAGAUCGAUCCAAUAAUUAUAAUAACGAUCACAAUUCCAAUGAUGAUAAUGAUAAUCAUAACCACGGCGUUAAGGAAGAUUUAUCUGAAUUCACAGAAACCCUAACGCGCCAACUAUGGGGCGUCGCUUCAUUUCUCGCUCCUCCACCACUUCCGCCUUUACCGCCUCGAAAUUCGGAUUUAUUCGAUUCGAAUGGGAACCGGAUUGAAGAAUCUGGAUCAAUUGUUGGAUCCGAGGACGAAGAGGCGGAAUAUGUUGGAGAAGGAGCUGGUUUUUUUGAGAAUUCGGAUGAUGAAGUGGAGGAAAGCGAAGGUGAUGCUGUAGGUGUGACGGAGGAAGUUUUAGCCUUUGCUACGAAUAUAGCUCAUCAUCCAGAGACUUGGUUGGAUUUUCCGUUAGCGGAUGAAGAGGAAUUUGAUGAUUUUGAGCUCUCUGAUGCCCAACUGAAGCAUGGAUAUGCAGUUGAACAUCUGACGCCGAGGCUGGCUGCGCUCAGAAUUGAACUUUGCCCUGCUCAUAUGAGUGAGGGUUACUUUUGGAUGGUCUAUUUUAUUCUUCUUUACUCAAGACUGAACAAGCAUGACACUGAGCUUUUGUCUACACCUCAGCUUGUGGAAGCGAGGGCUAUGUGGAUGCAAGAGCUGCAAAAGAAAACAAAGCCAGAGUCAGAUUGGUUUGGGAUAGAUACAUUUCACGCAAAGGAGAGCACGUAUUCACCUCGUGGCGACUUCGAAUCAAACUCAUCUGAAGAUGCUCACUCUAGAUAUGCUAUGCUCCAUAGAACAUUCACUUUUGAACCCCCAACCUGCAAUACUAGUUCUGACACUGAAACUGAGAAGCACUCAAUUGAAAAUACAGAGAUCCAGUUUAUUGACAAGGCAGUUAUUGAAGAGGAUCCUCCAAGCAAAAUAAUUGAAAAGGAGGUGUUAGCUGGUCCAUCCUUUAAACCACCAAUGUUUGAUUAUGACGAGCAUGAGGAUGACUGGCUGAAAGACAACUCUGACUUAGAGGGUUAUUCGGGCAGUGCUAUUGUGAAUGAGGAGGAUGUUUCGUUUAGUGAUCUCGAAGAUGAUACUGAUUACACAAUGCCCAUAAAACGCAAAUCAGUGUCAAUAGAUUAUAACACAGCACUUAAUACCUCGUGAGUUUAUCUUCAGCUACCUGGAGAUUCUUAUUUAUCUUAGGUGAACCCACCUGCAUGCCGACCUCUGAGUAAUCUGGACUCCUUGCAAAAAAUGCUAACUCUCAAUGUCUCCAUGGUUCAGGCUUGUUAGGCUGCAUCUUAACCUGUUCUGGCUUGCAGAAGUCAGCACUUCAUGAAUUGUGUAUCAGUAGUCCAAUCUCCGCUUCUCAUGGUUGUUGUGGGUCUCACUUUUUGAGGUUGGUCAUCCCAGAUUCUCAUUGUCUGAACCUCACAGAAAAUCGAUAGCAAGUUGCUUCCUUACCUGCACAGUAUAGUGUAAGGCAAUAAGCAGCAUACAUUUUAUCCAUCUCCAUUCUUUUUUUUGUUUUGAGGUCAUAGUUUAAUCGUGACCUAGGGAGGGCAUGGUUGCUAUCUCAAAACUGUGUGUAUUGUACAUAUACAUGAAUGUCUCAUACAGCUUUGACAUUGCCCAGUAACAUGGCAAUAGAUAUAGUGGGUGUCAUAUAAUGAAGCGUGACAUCUCUCCCCUGUGAAAUGAAUACUUUUUGCAUACUGAAACAUUUCCCUGUUUGGCUUGUUCA
Messenger RNA from Nicotiana attenuata, 2024 nucleotides. RefSeq lists its product as uncharacterized. The transcript is spliced from 3 exons. The record is from RefSeq and is a predicted model, not a curated record. Bases 122 to 1444 code for a protein of 440 amino acids. Lineage: Eukaryota; Viridiplantae; Streptophyta; Magnoliopsida; Solanales; Solanaceae.